GCGGGAGGGGUGCCGGACCCUGAAGGGGGGUUAGGAAGAACUCCCAGAAGACCCUCGCGAAAUGGGAAGCAUGGCACCUCCCAGCCACACUGCCCACCUCUUCCUCUCCUCUCAGGCGAUGGGUGUCACCCGUGAAUGAGAGGUAGUUAGUGUCCUUCUAGAAAAAGCAAUUAGGUGCAAUUAGCACACGGAGAAAAAUCAAUUGUUCCACAGUUCAUAGAGGGUCCUGCUGGCUGGGGGCACACUCAACACCUUCUAGGAACACUAAAUAAUCAUUAGCAACUGAUAAUCAUUAGAAAAGUAUGGGCUUAGGAAACCUGGAUCCCGGGGGACCACACAGUCCCCAGGGUGGAGACUGGAACAUUCAGCCUUCCACAUCACGGCAAACCCCAGCAGCCCAGCAGCGAGGUGAGCUGGAUGCCCAAGUCCCCCAGGGUCCCUGUGAGCUCCCUGUCUUCGGGCUCACAGGCCCCUUCGGAGUGCUAGGCACCCACUCUGAGACAGGAAGUCAGACAUGCAUGGUCCUGCCUCUCAGAGCUAUGGUCUAUUUUGCAAGGAUGACAGUAAAUCAAGGAAAACAAUUCAGCACAGGAACGUGUGUGAUUCCUAGAGGAGCAACUUUUUUAAAAUUGAAAUUUAACUUUUAAUUGGGAUGUCGUUGAUAAACAAUAUCAUGUUGGUUUCAGAUGGACAGCAUAGUGACUCGAUAAUUAUAUCCUUUACUAGAUGCCUGCCACAGUAAGCGCGCUCAGCCCAGCAGCAGGCCAAGAUACUGCGGUAUUACUGGGUGUGGUCUCUGGGCUGUGCGUCUGUCCCCAUCACUGCCUCACUUCAUGAUUUCAAGUUUGUUCCUUUUUAUCCCUUCGCCUAGUUCGCCCAUCCCUGCACCCCUGUCCCUAUGAUAACCAACAGACUAUUGUCAGUAUUUGUGUGUCUAUUCCUCUGUUUGUUUGAGAAAGUGACUUUUGAUCUGAGCCCUAGAGGAUGAAAGAGUAAGCCAUCCACAUAUUGCAGGCAGAGGGUUGGGAGAAGGGGAGCUGAAGCCCUCACAGAGCACAGCCAAGACUUCAAACAAGAGAAAACACGGCUCACCGAGGAACGGAGAGAAGCUCCGUGGGGCUGGGGUGUGGGGCUGGCGUGAGGUGGGGAGGGGUUGGCUAAAGAGAGGAACUGAGGCCGAGCUGGAAAGGCUGAAGGCAUUUGUACCCAAUUCUCAGCACACCGAGAACCCUUGGAAGGUGGUAAGUGAGGACAUCACAAGGCCCGGCUUGGGAAACAGAGACUCAUGCCGCCCUCCGGUGUUUCCGGGGAGGAUGCCCUGCGGCUUCUCUGGGUUGCUCAGCCUCUGGGGUAACUGGAAGAAAAUGUUCUACUGUUACGUAAGUCUGGCUUCCUGGACACACUGGUUGCUCCACACUCCUGCCCGAAAAGCUUCUGGUGAUUCUCCAAGCCCUCGUGGACCGGCUCCAGACCCCUUCUCCUGGCUUCCAGGGCCUUUCUCAGUGGCCCACCUGCUGCCCCCCACUGCGCCCUCAGGCAUGUGUGCCUGACACUGGGGAUGUGCUCAGUACUAGCUGUUGGGUGGGAGAAUGAUGCCCUGCCUUUGGGUGUCCACGUCAGUCUCUCAGAAAUGUGCCCCCCGGCCUUCCUGCUUUGCAGGCAUUGACCCAACGCCUGGAUGGCACCAGCCCUGUGAGCUGCCAGGAAGCACUCAUUCUUCCCUUCCUAAAUCAGCUCAGAAGUCCCUCCUCUGAGAAUCUUCCUCUCUUGGCAGAGCUGAUAGGUCCUCCUCCGGGCUCCCUGGGCCAGUUCUACCUGCAGUUGAUUGUUGUCCUCAUUCUAUGAAGUCACCGUGAGCACUGAACUAGCAAACACUGAACCACUGUUCCUGUGGCAAAUACCGGGUCAGCUGCCUGCAAGCCUCUGCUCAUAGCAUCUUCAGAAGCUGAUCGAUGCGUGACUUCAUGUGUGUUUCUGUUGAAUAUACAUUGUUGAUUCAUCAACGUGGAACUCAGGGUGAACAGCACUUUAUCUCAUGAAAGAAGCUUAUGUGACAUACAUAUCUUCCCUGUAAGGCACAUCACAGCCUUCUUGUGCUUAAGAACAGUAGAAAGCCUUCAGUACCAUGCUUGGGGACCAUUGUAAGCAGUGAAAUCACCAACAAAAAGCACAAAAUUGCAAAAAGGUAGCACUAAACAGACCCUGGAAAGGACAUUUAUUUAUAGCAGAACUGCUGAAACAAGAAGGCAAGUGUUGUCUCGUCUGACCUCAGCUGCAAAUGUGCAUGUCAGGCAACUCGAAUUUUUCAUUACUCUGCAUGCUUAGGAUGAUGCCAAAGCACCCCAAGUACUGAUGUUGGGGCUACAAGUACAUGUUAGUGAAUAGGUGUAUCCACAGAGAGUCCGUGAAUAAUGAGAAUCAAUUGUAUUUGUAGUACAGCAUUUAUUGUUCUGAGUUGAAGUUAGUAAUUUAUGUGCCUGUUUCUUCCAUUAGAGUCUAGGGGCUACACGCGGGCUUCUUGAGUAGCUGGCAUGCAGUAGGGGGACAAUGACAGUGAACCCGGGGCUCCUUCUGUGAGGUUCACCAUAUGCGUUUUCUCACUCAGUUCUCACAAGCAAUCUCUGGGUUAUGUUCUGUCAUUAUUCCCACUUCACAGACGGGAAACCAAGGCUUAAGUGGGGACAGUAAUAGUGCCUGUGGCGAUCUACGGAGUAGUGGAGGUGGGAUUCGCACACAAGCUCUCUGACGCAGACACUCAUGGGCACGAUGGGUGGGCUCUCCUGCCUGUGGCUUUCAGCCCUUGGCUGGACAGGAAACACAGCACUUUUAGCAUAAAUGGCUGGCCAACCUCCAAUAGCGGCAGUAGACCCCAGGGGAGAGGGGAAGGAAGAGUCGCCCCAGGAGGAAGCAGCGCUGGUGGCAGGUGCCCUUACAGGUGGUCGCCGGACGACUGGAUCCACUCGCUGGUCUGAGGAAGGCCAGUGGCGAAGGCCGUCGCUGUCUGGAAGGAAGGGUUUAUGUGGCUGUGACAGGAAGGGUCUGUACAGAGCUGUGGCAAGUGAACUGUCCAGACUGGACCUGUUUGCCCGAAGGUCAAGGCCUAGGCUAGGCCCUGGGGGGCCCUGGGGUGGUCUCCGUGGUUACACGACAGCCCUGGGCAACAAGACUGGUUCCUAGGCAGCGAAGCCUGGGGCCCACAGCGGGCAUGACCUUGGAGCACUGAUGUGGGCAUCCAGCGUGGAGUGCUCCUGUAGGCCUGCCUGCUUUCUGCCGACCGCCCCUGUGCCCAUCCUCACCCUGAGAGGCGCGCUGGGGAGUGCCCGAACCAGGUGACUGCAUACGCCAGGCAUGCCCGUGGACGCCCAAGCUGGAUGACACCGCAUACGGACUGCCCCUCGCUCGUGUCGCCGACCCUUGGAUGCACGGACUGGUCUAUGUGCGGGGCCAGACACCGAGCCCCCGCGGCACGCCCGUCCCGGGGCCCCUGACACGGGACCUGGGCCCCUGGCCGGCUGCCGGCCUCCUGCCGCAUCACGGAGUGGGGUUCUGGCCGGGGGCGCGCUCCUUCCUCUCCUAGGGCACCAAGGCUCGAGGCCCUGUCUGCGGCAGGCGUUCUGAUUCUCUCUGCUCCCCGGGCACGCUGGCUCUGCUCCCGUCAGGGGCUGCUCGCACUGCCAGGGGGUCCUCAGGGGGCCGCAGAGCCAUGGUCCGGCCUCUCGGCCAGGGAGUCCGCCCGCUGCCCGCGCACAGGUUCUGCCGCUGCACCCACGGACUUCGGGUGCGGCGCCCGCGCCCCCGGGCCUCCCCCACAGCCCGCCUCCUGGGGCCCUGGCCCCCCGCCCCCCGCUCAAGGGGCGUCUCAGGAUGCGGGCCACGCUGUGCCCAGGCCCCCGCGAGACCAGCCCCCCACGCCGUGUGCAUCCCGUCCCUGCCGCCCCUCCCUUCCCCACGGCCUCCACCCGGGAGCACAGCGAGGACAGAGCGGCCCCGACGGCGGGGUCCGUGUGCCCGUCCCCACCCCCCGUGCCCCGCAGCCCUGCUUUUCAGGAGACCCGCGCGGCUGCCGACCCUUCUCCUCUCAGGCAGCACCGGGUGCCUCCACUGCGGGGCGCUGUGCCCUCGGGGCCUUCAUGGUGGGAACCCAGGUUCGGUAUGUGACCCGGUAGGGCCCUGGCCCGCCUCCAUCAGCGUUACCUUCCCAUGAGAGGGAAACCCGACCCCGCAAAGCUGUGAAAAGCGGCCCGGGGUUCUCAGAGGCUUCGGGCAGCGGGGCUGCGCCCCCUCUAGGACACGGAGAGACUUCCUACCCUGGGUCUCCCGGGGCGCCUCUCCCCACAGGCACCCUUCCCCUCUCCCCUCUCCCCCGAGGCCCUGGCUGUCACUUCCGCCUCCUGGCCCAGCUGCCCCGCUGUCGCCCUUUGUCCUGCCUCUUGAUAUUCCCCCCCGAGGCCCCAGACUCUGCCCCAUGGUCUGGGCUUCUUCAGCUUUGCAUUUUCACCCAUUUUCCCACGUGUCACAAUAAAAGCCUGGAAGCAGAGCAGCAGAGAGAAAGGUUCUGAGAUGGCAAGGAAGGCAGUAAGAGGAAUGGGUCACAGCAGUGGGGGUACCUGGCUAAGACGCUUCUGUUACGUGGGUUUUGGGGGGACGGUAUGCAAAUGCAUACGUAAGGAGAUAGAUAGAAUGAUACGUAUGCCCAGUGCACUUAAACAAGCUUGUUUACAAUACAAAAUGCUUGCAAAUUAUUUUUCCCAGUCAAAAUCCAUGGCUACUUAGAACUGCGCUGGCAUUUCGGACAGGUGAGUGGGGCGCGUUUUCUUUGUAGGAAAACUUUCACCAUUCUUAAGCUCAUCCUAUAAGCAUGUCCUUCUAAGGUUUCCAGCUAUGCUAUUCUAGUAUUGCCUCUACUUACCUGCCCACAUACUUCCUUCCCUCUAGCCCUACUAGAUUGUCAGCAAACAUCUCUUCUGUUACAUCAUGCCAUUUUAUGUCGCAAUGCCCCGCAACCCCUCACUUCUCUAUCCUAUGCCUCUAAAAUAAUUGCCAGCUGCUUUUCUGAUUCUCCACUAGAUUGUAAACUCUCUGUCCCUAACAAGGAAUCUAGCAGUUAAUGGGUUCUUUAAAAGUAUUUCUUGCACAGAUAAAUGAAAGAAUUAAUGAAUGAGUGAAGAGUUAUAAAAAGAUGACCGUGUAUUUCUAAGCUUUGGUUAAGUUUUUAAAAAUAAAACUUGUGAACUAUUUCACAAAACAUUGUGAAAAUCACUCCUACAAGUAAAUCAGCACACCAAAUAACUUGAAUCAGUCUAAGGAUGUAUGUCUUUAUUUCCAGAAAAUUCUCAGCUUAUCAUCUCUUAUAAUGUUUUCUCUCCCCCAUUUUAACUACUUUUGCCACCUGGAAUAUCAAUUGUACAUGUGUUGGAGUUUCUCAGUCUAUCCUCUUCAAUUCCAUUUUCCUUUUUCUAUGUAUUCAUCCUGUUUUAUUGCAUUCAUGGUGAUUUGCUGCAUAUCAGGAUAGGCUGUGCUAUGCUGUGCAACAGAGACACUCAGAAGGCAGCACAAAGGUUUAUUUUUGCUCAUGUCCCGAUUUGAGGCAGGAAGGGGAGCUCUGAGACAGGUCUUCACUGAGAUAUGGCAGAGCAUCAACUUGUGGUGCCACCAUCAACAUGUGGUCUUCAUGAUCCCCGAGGAAGGAGAUGAUUAUCCAGGGCGUCUUGUGUCCAGGCCUGAAAAUGACACUUGACUUUCACGCUCUCUCACAUUCCAGCCACAUGGUCCUGCUCUCAUUUCAAGGGCAUCCAGGUUGUGCCAAGGACGGGGAGGUGGAACUGCUGGGUCUCUCUUUUCCAAUACACUGUGACUCUCUUUUGCCUUAUCUAGUCUAGUAUUUAUCACAUCUACUGCAUUUUUUACUCAUAUUUUUAUUUUCAAUGAUUUUGGCUUAUUUUUAAAUAUGCCUUUUCCCAUUGAAUAACCUACUGCCAUUUUAAGUAUACUAUUUCCUCAUUCGUCUCUGAGGACUCUAAACAGGCUUGUUUUAAACGCUUUGGCCAGUCAUACUGUCAUUUCUAUUUCUUUAGGUGCCAUUUGUCCUAUUUGUUGCAUCUGCCAACCAGCUUUCAAUGUGAUGGACGUCAUUAUGUGGACGUGAGAAGACUAAAGUUCGUUGGACAUGCCUGACAGAAAGCAACGGCCAAAUCCACCCACACCUGAAUCCCAUCGGCCUUGGCAAAGGGGCUGCAGCAGCAUUUUCUCCCAAUUUGGAGAGAGCAGCUGGGUGUUUAUUUAAAAUGCGGUUUCUGGGACCCUGCCACGUCCCUGAAUCAGACUCUUCAGUGAUGGGACACAUGCGUUUGCAACUUCAACAAAUACCUGGAUUCUUAAGAAUGUUGAAAUUUGAGAGCCACUGUUUGGGGAGUCCUAAGUCAUAGCAGAUGCACAGACCAACGUUCGGCGCUACCAGGGCUCUGGGCUGGGCCAGACCACCGCAGGCUCCUCCCAGGUGAGAGGCCGGAUGCACAGCCCGGUCCUUAUCUACCACAUCAAACCAGCAGAAACAGAUGCGUUUCUACACGCUGGGCCAGUAAUAAAAGUAAAAAUUCCAAAAGAUAAGGAUGGUAAACCAAAGCAGUUUGCAUUUGUGAAUUUCAAACAUGAAGUAUCUGUUCCUUAUGCAAUGAAUCUACUUAAUGGAAUCAAGCUUUUUGGAAGACCCAUCAAAAUUCAGUUUAGAUCAGGAAGUAGCCAUGCCUCACAGGAUGUCAGUCUGUCAAGUCCCCGGCAUCAUGUUGGAGAUUUGAGCCCUACCUCCACAUCUCCCAGCAGGUAUGAAAGGACUGUGGAGAACAUGAGUCCAUCAGCACAGACAAUUCAGAGAUCUCCUGAAAAUUUUCAGAGACAAGCAGUGAUGAACAGUGUUUUGAGGCAGAUGCCGUAUGGCGGGAAAUUUGGUUCUCCGCACCUGGAUCAGUCAGGAUUUUCCCCGUCAGUUCAGUCACAUAAUCAUACUUUUAACCACUCUUCGAGCUCCCAGUGGCGCCAAGAUACACCAUCACCACAGCGGAAAGUCCGGCAGAAUCCUCACCCCUACAUGGCGGACAGACACUAUGCCCGCGAGCAGCGUUACCCUGACCUUGGGCCUGACCACCACUACAGAGGACGCAGAGAUGAUUUCUUCUAUGAAGACAGGAGUCCCGAUGGCUGGGGCCAUGACUACGAGAACAAGAGAGACGCCAGUAGAGAGGGGAAGUGGCGUUCGUCUCGACACUGACGAGGGUUGAAAGGAAGACGUCCUUGGAGGGUCAUUCUAGGCCCUUUUGGCCAAGAUGAUCUGGGGAUGUUCUGUUAGAACUGUACAGAGCAGCUUUACGGAUGGCCAUAUUUCUUCAUAAAAAUUUUAAAACCUGUUGCUCCAAUCUAAUACAGAAUGAGAAUAAUUGUUCCAUUUUUAUUACAUUAAUGACCUUUCACCUCAGGGUUUUAUGAAGAGGAAAGGGUUUUAUACAUAAGAAAGAACCACAGUUCCUACUCAUUUUAGACAAUUGAGGAAGGGAUGUAUCAUAUGGAUUGGUUGUAUUAUAAAGCAAAUAUUUUAAUGAUCUGUUAUCUUUUUUGUAAUGCAAGAAGUUUUUUGUUAGUAAGAUAAUUGGUGUAUAUAAUAGAAAACAUUCCAGUUAGUCUGAAAUGACUAUCAGUAUUUUGUUAAUACAUGAGAAAAUGUAAUUUCAGUGAUUCAUUUUACUAACAUUUUAUUGGAGAAAGCCUAUUGAUAAAGUUUGGGGAUGAAUCAUAUUGUUAAAUGCUUUAGAGAAUUUAAACACACAUUCUGUGACAUUCUCUUUUGAGUUUUACCCUAACUGAACAUACAAGUAUAAAUCUGCACAUGCUCUCAUUCUGAAAUUUUAGAACUUGCUCGUUAAAUCAUGUUUGAAGUUGCUCAGGAAAUUAAAUAUCUCUAAAUGAACUUUUUUACAUAAAAAAUACAGUAUUAUUAUAAAUCCCUUUUUUUAGGAAGAAGAACAAUUUUAAUGCAUGGUCAGAUAAAAUGGUAAAAUGUUUCACUGAAAGUAUACUUUUUUGGAAAAAAAGGUUCAUGAAACCUUUAAGUGCUGCCUCUAUCACUCAAACUUUAAAAAUUUGAACAUUUUCAAAGCACCCAGGGUAUGUAUGAGCAUACAUUUUAUUAUGGAGAAUGUAUAGGUUGCUUUUUUUGUUUGAACAUUUGAUAGAAUUUAGUCUUAAAACUUUUCUGAUUUAAAAAAUUUUUAAAUCUAAUUCAACAAAACUUUCAUGUAUUAAGAUACUAAUUCCCUUUCAUUGUGGAACUUGUUUAUAAAAAUCCAUUCCUUGAAAAAUUUGGGUCUUUUUUAAUAUUAACUAUAAUAUUUGUACUAUGUUGCUUUUUAAUAUAUUGAAAAUACAAAAAAGGGGUCUGACCUGUUUUUUGACUUAGAGACAUUGUACACAAAAAGUUAACAAAAUACUUUUAUUCCAUGAUUGCCUGGUGUUAAGAAUGGCAGUUCUUCCCAUUUGGAGCAUCGAGAAAUACACCUUUUGUACAUAAUAGACUUAAUAUUUUAGAAUCAGAUUUUCAGUGACACACGGAUUAUUAUUCUGAGCACUGUAAACUAGCUUCUCCCGGGUCCCUAGGAGUCGAUACACAUUCAGGUUUUCUGUUUCUAAAUGUAUGGAGUUUCCUGUGUGCAGGUAAAUGGAGCUGAUUACUCAGCAGAGAAAGCGUCAAGGUAAAACGUGUUUGCUCAAGCAGGUUAGUAGAACAGUUUGUUUCCAGUGAGUCCAUUACCUUCAUGUGUCCCAUAUUCCAUAGCAUUUGUAGAUACAAACACAUACUAAUAGUGCUGUCUUGUAGCUUACCUGUGGGUCAGAGCCUCUCAUAUUGAUUCCUUCGUGAUCCCGGUUCAGGAUCAUCUUUUCUUACAGCCUUUGUAGCACCCCUGUGAGGUGUGCUUCACCCCAGAGCCAGAUGAAAGUAAGCAGCCCAAAUCCUGUGUGCAGGGAUAGAAAAGGACACCCUUAAAGAGCUGAAUAUAGCUGGUGAGAUAGCUCACCAAGGUAUUGAGAGCGACAGAAAGGGAGAGACUGCUUUUGUGGGAUUAUAAUUUUCUUUUUCUUUGUGUUUCUCUAGACAGCUCCAGGAAGGCGGAAAUCGUAUAUUACCCCUGAAGUCCCGGUAUCCAGUGUGCCUGGCAUAUGUAUAAUGCUUGGUGAAUUUUUGAUGAAUGAGCAAAGGAACAUUUGUCAAAGAAUUGAAUUUAAAAAAACGGAGGCUUCAGCAUAGAAAAUUGUUUCAAAAAUAGUUGUUCUAACCUUCAACCACUAUUGCAUUCUAUUAUAAGAGCUAUGUAUCACAAUAUAUAUUAUGCCUUUAAAACACUAUAGAAUUAUAUUUUUCAAAAAAAUUUUUUUUG
Manis javanica (Malayan pangolin) is the source of this 9422-nucleotide messenger RNA. Lineage: Eukaryota; Metazoa; Chordata; Mammalia; Pholidota; Manidae. The record is from RefSeq and is a predicted model, not a curated record.